AUGGAAAGUGAUAUUGUUCCUUUAGGUGUCAGAAAGGGUGCAUGGACGGCAGAAGAAGAUACUCUCCUAAGUGGCUAUAUCCUCAAGCAUGGAGAAGGAAGUUUGCACUUAAUCCCGAAAAACACAGGUUUACAUGGAAAUGUAGCAAUACAAGAACCUAUGUCCAAGGAAAUUGAGAGCAAUAUCCCAAUGAAGAAGGAGAUGAUCAUAUAUAUGUGGCAGCAAUACCCAUGUUGGUUGCAGAGAAAGAACAAGAAGAGGCCACUCUCUUUGAUCCAAACACAGAUUCGCGAAGUUGAAGUUAUGCCUUCUAGGGACUAUUUAAAGGUAUCAGUUGAGAAGUCCUCCGAUUUGCCUAGUUCCGCUAGCCGAAUAAAUAUAAGCUCAUGCUGUUUGUUCAUUUCGUCGAACCGAGCAGAUACAGCCUCAUGUAGUGGUGCAAUAGAUUCCUGGACUAUCCUCUCGAUAUACAGCUUAUGA
Impatiens glandulifera is the source of this 480-nucleotide messenger RNA. RefSeq lists its product as uncharacterized. Lineage: Eukaryota; Viridiplantae; Streptophyta; Magnoliopsida; Ericales; Balsaminaceae. The transcript is spliced from 3 exons. The coding region runs from base 1 to 480 and encodes 159 amino acids. The record is from RefSeq and is a predicted model, not a curated record.